Trematomus bernacchii (emerald rockcod) is the source of this 927-nucleotide messenger RNA. RefSeq names its product olfactory receptor 6N2-like. NCBI's taxonomy places the organism in Eukaryota, Metazoa, Chordata, Actinopteri, Perciformes, Nototheniidae. Gene Ontology annotation, biological process: G protein-coupled receptor signaling pathway. Gene Ontology annotation, molecular function: olfactory receptor activity; G protein-coupled receptor activity. Gene Ontology annotation, cellular component: membrane. The record is from RefSeq and is a predicted model, not a curated record.
AUGGCUGGUGAAUAUAAUGUGACAUAUAUAACUCUUGAUGGGCAUGUGGAAGUGCAGAGAUAUAGAUAUCUGUACUUUGUGAUCAUGUUUACAGUUUACGUUUUUAUCAUCUGCAGUAAUUCCACUAUUGUGUGCAUCAUUGUUAUUCACAAAAGCCUCCAUGAGCCUAUGUACAUAUUCAUUGCAGCUUUGUUGAUUAACUCUGUUCUUUAUAGCACUAACAUCUACCCAAAGCUUCUGAUUGACUUUGUAUCAGAGAAACAGAUCAUAUCUUAUCAAGCUUGUCUCUUUCAAACUGUGAUUUAUAUCACUCUGUCCUAUUCAGAGUUUUUACUGCUGGCAGCCAUGGCCUAUGACAGAUAUGUGUCUAUAUGUAAACCUCUGCAAUAUCCAACCAUCAUGAGAAAAAGAACUGUCAUUGUCUUUCUGGUUUUGUCUUGGCUUCUGCCGACUUGUGUGAGUGCAGUGGGAAUUGUUCUUUUUUCUAAUAGCAAACUCUGCAGUUUUACUGUUCAGGGGAUUUUUUGUAACAAUUCAAUUUACAAUCUUCAGUGUGUGAGCUCAAGCGCUCUCUCUGUAUAUGGAGCGUUCGUGUUGAUAAAUAUGUCACUUCUGCCUCUUAUCUUCAUACUUUUUACAUACACCAGGAUACUUAUAAUAUCAUAUAAAAAUGGUAGAGAAUACAGGAGAAAAGCUGCACAGACCUGUUUACCCCACCUGUUGGUUUUAAUCAGCUUUUCCAGUUUUUUUGCUUUUGAUGGCAUCAUAGUUCGUCUUGGAUUUAAUAUUCCUGUAACUACACGUUUGAUAUUGACUUUGCAAGUAAUUUCUUAUAACCCCCUUUUCAACCCAAUCAUAUACGGACUAAAAAUGAAAAAGAUACUUCACCAUCUCAAGAUGUUGAAGUGUCGGAUUAAAUCCAAAUAA